AUGAAAUUUCAACCAUACGAAGUUCUUCAAGCAUUCUGCCAACUUGAGAAUGCUGCUACGUAUAAUGAGGGAAUCACAUUGUGGACACGACUAACCGGAUGUCGAAGUAUCGCGAGAAUUUACGACGACACGAAAUUUAUCGAUGCACCAUUGACGUGCUAUCCCAAUCAAUACGGUCACAUAAAUUCGAGUACAAAGAUAAAUUGUGUGAACACCAAUUCAAGCACGUUAUGGCAUACAAAUUAUAAGUGCAACUCGAGCAUGUUCCACAGAGCAUCUGAUUGCUCAUGGACUAAAUUUGAUAAGUGCUUCUAUGUGACAUAUUUGUGUAGACUGACAAGAACCGAUUUUACUCCUAAAUUCUUCGGAAUUGCUGGAGGAUGCCUUAUCGCAGUGGUUCUGGUCAUUAUCAUUGUAAUCAUAUUCUGCUGCCGACGCUCUGCCAAGUCGGUUUGCCUUCGAGAAUUGGAGCAGGAUUACGAGCUAAACGCGAUCAGUGCAAAUGGAACACAAUUGCCAUUCAGAUAUACUUUAAAAUCAAGCGGUACAAUGGAUGAAAUUCGCAAAAAUGAGCUAGAGAAUGGUGUUGCUCGCGCUAUUGCUUCACCUCCGACUUUUGCCACAUCAGAAAAUGUUUUGUCAUCAAUUCGAUAUGGUCUCGACGCUGUGAGCAAAGAAAUUCUCACCGACAUUGCCAAAAUUUUAAAUGGCACUGCUGAUGAAGAUGCGACGGGUUGCGGCUUGAAGAGAGUCGUUGAACAAAUUAUGAAAGCACAAACGAUUUCCGAAAUCGAUGAUGCAAUCAUCGAGCUCAGAAAAGCGAAGUUUGGAAUGAAUAAGGCGACCAUCCGUUAUGAUCCAUCAAGAAUCCUACAUGCCUCCUAUCCAACUCAAAAUACGACACUUUGCAUUUAUGGGCGCACACUGGAGGAAGCUGGCCAGCAUUUGCAACGCGUCCUUCAACAUGUAUUUAAUGGACUAAGAGCCCGCGACAUUCCAGCAUUCAUCGAGUUGAUUAUCUCUUUUGUUGAAUCGAUCGAUCGGGAUGAGCAUGCCGCCACUUGCUACUGGAUCGGCAUGACGGCGUUUUUUCUUCACCACUUCUAA
Messenger RNA from Caenorhabditis bovis, 1107 nucleotides. Lineage: Eukaryota; Metazoa; Nematoda; Chromadorea; Rhabditida; Rhabditidae. The record is from the annotation of a GenBank genome assembly.